AUGAAGCAUCUACAUUAGCUGAUGUUAUCAAACGGCCGACUGAUUCGUCUAUGCCUACAGCAGCAACACCAACCACAACAACAAUAUCAACAACUAGAAAGAAUUAUUAUUCAACAACUGUCGAUUCCGACGAUUUAUUUGAUACAAGUUUAGAUACUACUGUAAAUCCUAAUAUAAGUAGUAGUAAUCAUAAUGAAAAUAACAACAAUAUGAAUCCUGUGAUGAAUAAUCGACCACUUUCAGCUAUUGGUAGUCGACGUCAUCAUUCCAUAUCUGAUAGUUCUGCAAACAAUAAUUCUACAAGUAUUGGAAGUACCAACAAUACUACUACCGCAACAACUACUACAAAUACUACUUGUCAUUCGAAUGUCAAGUUGAAUACAGUAACAUCGAAUGAGUUAAUUGGUAAAUCGAGAAUGUCUCAUUGGCAAAAUAAUAGUAACAAUACUACUAAUAAUAAUACUUAUAGUAAUAUUGAAAUGAAAAUGAAAAAGGUUAUCAAUACUAAAGGAAAUAUAUUUUUACAACGGAAUGAUUUCAAUGUAUUCACA
This is a messenger RNA of Schistosoma turkestanicum, 551 nucleotides long. NCBI's taxonomy places the organism in Eukaryota, Metazoa, Platyhelminthes, Trematoda, Strigeidida, Schistosomatidae. The record is from the annotation of a GenBank genome assembly.